Molecule: messenger RNA, 4315 nt
Organism: Oryzias melastigma (Indian medaka)
Lineage: Eukaryota; Metazoa; Chordata; Actinopteri; Beloniformes; Adrianichthyidae
Gene: atp10d
Product: ATPase phospholipid transporting 10D
Biological process (GO): phospholipid translocation
Cellular component (GO): plasma membrane
Molecular function (GO): ATPase-coupled intramembrane lipid carrier activity; ATP hydrolysis activity; ATP binding
Source: RefSeq, a predicted model, not a curated record
UCCGGGGCGGCGUGGAUGUGCAGAACCGGGCGGACGGCUCCUGUCAUCCGGUCUGGCGUCUUUACCUGUCGUCAGUCGGAAUGAAGCAGAGAUGAACCCGAGCGGCGCCACCGGACCGCAGGAAGGAUGAGUCCGUUGUGAUCGUCCCUCGUGGACCACAGGGGAGUUGAGGGGCCACGGUGUGAGCCUCUGCCGCCCUGCAGAUGGAGAGCUUCCACUGGGUGCAGCAUCGCUGCCGACAGCUGCUGUCGACUGACUCGAGCCGAGGCUGGUACUCGGCCCCGGCUGGUUCGGCCAACAAAAGCUCCUCUCAGGGCCCCAGUGGAAAAAGGAGAACUGUGUUUGCCUGCCAUGGCCCCCUCCAGCAGCAGUACGAAGCUCUGCCCAAGAAAUACCAGGGCAACGCCAUCUGCACCACCCAGUACAGCCUGCUGACCUUCAUCCCCAUGAACCUGUUCCAGCAGUUUCACAGGUUUGCUAAUCUGUAUUUCCUGUUCCUGGCUCUGCUGAACUGGGUCCCCGUGGUGGAAGCCUUUGAGAAGGAGAUCACCAUGAUUCCUCUGGUGGUGGUCCUCACCGUCAUCGGCAUCAAAGACGCCCUGGAAGAUUACAGACGCUACCUGUCCGAUAAGAAGGUCAACAACAACAUGGUGGGAGUCUUCUGUGGCCUGCAGAAGGACUACGUGGACCGCUGCUGGAAGGACGUGCGGGUCGGCGACUUCGUCCGCCUGUCCUGUAAUGAAAUCAUUCCAGCCGACAUGCUGCUGCUGUACUCCUCAGACCCCCGCGGGGUUUGUUACAUCGAGACCGCCAACCUGGACGGAGAGACCAACCUGAAGCAGAGGCAGAUGGUGUCGGACCUCCCCAUGCAGGACUCUGAGUUCAGCCCAGAGAACUUCCACAGUCGUAUUGAAUGUGAGAACCCCAACAACGACCUGAGCAGGUUCCGAGGCUUCAUAGAGCACUCCAGUGGAGUUCGAGUCGGCCUCCACAGCAGCAACCUCCUGCUGAGGAGCUGCACCAUUCGGAACACGGAAACCGUGAUCGGCAUUGUGGUUUAUGCUGGCCACGAGACCAAAGCCAUGAUGAACAACAGCGGGCCACGGUACAAGCGCAGCCUGCUGGAGCGCCGCCUGAACACGGACAUCCUGUGGUGUGUGUUCCUCCUCCUCGUCAUGUGUCUGAUUGCUGCUGUGGGUCACGGUCUCUGGCUGAAGGACCUCAAAGACCCCAUCUUUCAGGUUGACGGGGAGACGUCCCCCGCCCUCGCUGCCUUCUACGUCUUCUGGACAAUGAUCAUCGUGCUGCAGGUGCUGAUCCCCAUCUCUCUGUACGUGUCCAUCGAGAUCGUGAAGCUGGGUCAGAUCUACUUCAUCCAUAAUGACCUGGACCUGUACAACGAGGAGCAGGACUCCAGGAUCCAGUGUCGGGCUCUCAACAUCACAGAGGACCUGGGUCAGAUCCAGUACGUCUUUUCGGAUAAGACGGGAACGCUGACGGAGAACAAGAUGGUGUUCCGUCGCUGCAGCAUUUUUGGCGUGGACUACCCUCACGAGGAAAACGCUCGGAGGCUGGAGGUGUACGAGGAGGACCCCAACAAAGCUACCAGUCGGACCGUGACCCUCAAGUCGGCCUGCAGCCGGAAAUCUCUGACAUGCCGCUCCCUCAGCUGCAACCGCAGCUCCGUGUCUCUGCACACGCUCACCGCCGAGUCCGAGGAGGACGACCAGCUGUCCAGCCACCCGCAGGCCAAGACGGGCGCCUUCUGCAGCCCCAUGGCCAAGGACGUGGUACCAGACCCGGCCCUGGAGAAGAAGCUGAACUCUCUUCGCUCCCCUCUGCUGCACCUGAGUGACGGUUUGUUUAAGACCACCUCCAACCUGGAGCUCACCUACAUCACCGACUUCUUCCUGGCUUUGACCAUCUGCAACACUGUGGUGGUGUCCUCGCCUGGACAGCCUCGCCAUGUGAUGCGUGAGGCCCGGACCCCCCUCAAGUCCCUGGAGGAAAUCAAACUGAUGUUCCAACGCCUCAGCUUCUCCCCCUUCACCACCCCUCAGAUGAAGAGCAGUCCCCGCAGCUUCACCAGCAGGCUCUUCACUCGGGGCAAGACUGGCUCUUUGACCUUCCCGACUCCCAACAACAACACUAGCGACUGCCCGAACUCGGGACCCGAGAGCUACGAGGAAACCAGCAGCCUGAAGGUGGAGCUGGAUGUGUCUGCAGGAAGAGGAGAUCUCGUCUGGGCAGAUCCGGACUCCAAGGAGGCUCUGAAGGAUGCACAGAUCAGCUCAGACAGGUUUAAGGAGAACCUGGAGGAUGAAGACGACAGCUUGGGGGAGGACAGUGAGGACGAGCUGCUGUACGAAGCGGAGAGUCCGGACGAGGCCGCUCUGGUCCAUGCGGCCCGGGCGUACCACUGCACCCUCAGGGCGCGCUCCCCCGAAAACCUGCUGGUGGAGCUGCCAGGAAUCGGCUCACUGCCGGUGCGCUUGCUGCACGUCCUGCCAUUUGACUCCAACAGGAAGAGGAUGUCGGUGGUCGUGCGACACCCUCUCACCGGAGAGGUGGUGGUUUACACCAAGGGGGCGGACUCGGUCAUCAUGGAUCUGGCUGAGAGGCCUAAAGGUGCAGAACACGCUCAGGAGCUCUACAGCCACAUCGGACUCUGGACUGGGCUCUGCAAGACGACCUCAGGAGCAGCUUCCUGGAGCUGAGCCGCAAAUGCAAGGCUGUCCUCUGCUGCAGGUCCACUCCGCUGCAGAAGAGCAAGGUGGUCCAGCUGGUCCGGGACCAAUUAGAGGUCAUGACCCUGGCUGUGGGUGAUGGAGCCAACGACGUGAGCAUGAUCCAGGUGGCAGAUGUGGGCAUCGGCAUAUCCGGUCAGGAGGGAAUGCAGAUGUACGUCAACCUGCUGUUCUGGUACCAGUUCUUCUGCGGUUUCUCCGGGAACGUCAUGAUCAACUCUUGGGUGCUCAUCCUCUUCAACCUGCUCUUCACCUCCGUCCCUCCUCUGGUCUACGGAGUUCUGGAUCAGGACACUGCUGCAGACGCUCUUCUGGAGCAUCCUGAGCUGUACCGGGAUGCACGCUCCUCCAAGGUCUACGUUCCCUCCAUUUUCUGGAUCACAGUCCUGGACGCUUUCUACCAAAGCUGCAUUUGCUUCUUCAUUCCUUAUUUUGCUCUGGCAGGGUCGGAUGUUGGCAGUUUGUCCUUCGGCUCCCCGAUCAACACCUCGGCUCUCUUCAUCAUCCUGCUGCACCAAGUCAUCGAAAGCCACACACUGACGUGGAUUCACGCGCUCGUCUUGUUUCUCAGCGCUGCUUCCUAUUUCGCCUUUGUGCUGCUCUUCAGCACCUUCUGCACCGUCUGCAGCCACCCCACCAACCUGCUGGGGGUGGAGCCUCGACAGCUGAGCACGCCCCUCUUCUACAUCAUCUGUGCUGUCACCACGGUGACGGCCCUGAUGCCCAGGAUUUUGUUCCGCUCCCUGUUCAACACCGUCCACCCCUCCACUCUACUGACCGAGGACCAAAGACAGGAAGCAGCCUCAGAGUCGUACCGCCGGAGGAUGCAGCGCUGGAACCAGAACCAGGCCAGAGCCGGGCUGCAGGUGUGCGCCGACAACCCCGGCCUGGUGCGUGGCCAGGAGGAAGUGGUGUCAUGACCACGCGUGCUGGUGACGUGGGUUUGUGGUGGACCCUCCUGCCUCCCGCUCUCAGAACCGAAGCGAACUCCGGUCUGGACGGGAAGCUGCCGUCGGGAACGGAGCGUGCUCAGGCGGGACGUGUUUACAUGGCUGUCAGCUGUUUGACUGUUACGAUGACGGCCCGCCUCUGCUCCUGUUUACUCGCCGAGCUGGACUCCGUGAAGCUGCAUGGAGCUGAGGCUUCGGGCUUCCUAAAGCGCUUCAGUAACAUAUCAGCCAAACUGAAGAUGAUCAGGACAAUGUUCAAAAAGUUAACACUUUUGUUUUUUGUUUUUAACUUUUAUUUGUAAUAACUAACCGUUAAAUGUUUUAUAUAUGGAAGUUUGUUUAAAUCAGACUCCAUCUAUCUAUUUUCAAAACUCCUGAGUCCCUUUUGGGAUCACGAAGCUGCUGGAGCCUAUCCUGUUAAAUCAAGGAAGAAAACCAGGGAGGUUCUGAUGAGACGGCAGGGUUCUGAUGGACCUCUGAGCCAGGCAUCAGAGCCCGUCCUCUCAGGAGAAAGUGGCCUUACGACUCCACCAAACACAAACGCUGCAAUAGAAGUUUUUAUGGGAUUAAUGUUUUCAAUCAUGAAUGCUUUUUCAAUAAACAGCUCUUUGAAUUUCA